AACAGGUGCCUAUACCGCAGGCCUUUCAGUACAAACACAUUCCACCCGCUCGUGACUCCCAACAUGUUCACCCAAUCAUGUGGUUUCACCCAUGGCAUUAUGGCUGAGGGUGUUGGGGGUAAUACAUGAACAGCUUCAGGAAGGCCUUCAUUUGAAAGUACUGCAGAGAAUAAUCUGGUUUUAAACCAUUUACUGGACCAGGAGAGUCAGCAAGGAUGCCAUGACUGCCUUCAUGGGACAACUGAAGAUAGAAUUUAACCAAAGUGUGAGGAUGAGCAUGCUUUUCAUGGUUUGCAGCUUUCUGUAUCUCACCAUCGUUGGAGCUUCAGAGACGGAGCGAAGGCUCCAUAAAAAGUUAUUUAAGGACUACAACAUGAAAGUCAGACCAGCUCGUCACUGGGAGGAGAAGGUGAUGGUGCGGGUUGGGAUGACCCUCUCCCAGCUCGUCAGCUUGAAUGAGAAGAAUGGCGAGAUGACCACCAAUGUUUUCAUGAAUCUGAACUGGACAGAUUACCGGUUGUCAUGGAAUCCUGCAGAAUAUGACAACAUAACAGUUUUGAGAAUUCCUCCCAACAAGGUUUGGCGCCCUGAUAUCUACCUCAUAAACAAUAAUGACGGGCAGUUUGACGUGGCUCUGUACGUUAAUGUCUUGGUUUACAGCAAUGGGAUGGUAACCUGGUUACCACCAGCCAUUUACCGCAGCUCAUGUUCCAUAGAGGUGGCGUACUUUCCAUUUGACUGGCAAAACUGCAGCAUGGUUUUCCGCUCAUACACUUACGAUGCCUCUGAGGUAGACCUGCAGUACUAUCUGGAGGAGAACGGGAAUGAGAUUGAUGAGAUUGUCAUAGACAGCAAUGCUUUCACUGAGAAUGGAGAAUGGGCAAUCCGUCACAAGCCCACAAGAAAGAACGUUAAGGAUGACUUGUAUGAGGACAUCACCUUCUAUCUCAUCAUUGAGAGGAAGCCUCUUUUCUACAUCAUAAACAUCAUCGUACCCUGCAUCCUUACCAGUGUCUUAGCCAUAUUUGUCUUCUACCUCCCUCCAGGAGCAGGAGAGAAGAUGACACUUUCUAUUUCUGUCCUCAUCGCUCUCACAGUCUUCAUGCUGCUGCUGGCCGACAAAGUCCCAGAGACGUCACUUGCUAUUCCAAUUAUUGUCAACUACGUCAUGUUCACCAUGAUACUGGUCACCUUCUCUGUCAUCCUGAGUGUGGUUGUACUCAACCUGCACCACCGAACACCCAGCACCCACAUCAUGCCAAACUGGGUUCGAAAGAUUUUUAUUCACAUCCUGCCCAAGUACAUUGGUAUGAUGAGACCAAAACCAGAAGAACCUAUGCUGGAGGAAGAAUCUGAAAAGGAGAACACGUCCACCCAGAACUUCAGUGGACGACAACCUAAAGGAGAGUACUUCUUCCGCAAGAUCAACCCCGAUCUCGUCUUGCCCUGGAGAGGACGAUGUGAGAGCACGGUUCAGCUCCAGUGGCUCCCAGACUCUGAGCGCUUCUGUCUGGUUCUCCCUCCCAACCUGAAGUCGGCCAUCUCUGCUGUGACGUACGUCGCUGAGCAGCUGAAAAAGCAGGACACGGACGACUCGAUGACUGAAGACUGGCAGUACAUCGCCCUGGUGGUGGACCGUCUCUUCCUGUGGUUGUUUGUCAUCAUCACCACCCUGGGAACGCUGGCAGUGUUCCUGGACGCCAGCUUUAAUUACACACCUGACAACCCUUUCCCGUAGAGCAUCCUCUGAACACUCUAUUGUUGUUUCUGUUUAAAUAAAGUCAUGUUGUCAUCUGAGCGCAAAAGACUUGA
Messenger RNA from Nothobranchius furzeri (turquoise killifish), 1812 nucleotides. It is a transcript of the gene chrnb1l, whose product is annotated as cholinergic receptor, nicotinic, beta 1 (muscle) like. Gene Ontology annotation, cellular component: neuron projection; plasma membrane; postsynaptic membrane. NCBI's taxonomy places the organism in Eukaryota, Metazoa, Chordata, Actinopteri, Cyprinodontiformes, Nothobranchiidae. The record is from RefSeq and is a predicted model, not a curated record. Gene Ontology annotation, biological process: regulation of membrane potential; monoatomic ion transmembrane transport; nervous system process. Gene Ontology annotation, molecular function: acetylcholine-gated monoatomic cation-selective channel activity; transmembrane signaling receptor activity.